Pyricularia grisea is the source of this 207-nucleotide messenger RNA. RefSeq lists its product as uncharacterized. The record is from RefSeq and is a predicted model, not a curated record. Lineage: Eukaryota; Fungi; Ascomycota; Sordariomycetes; Magnaporthales; Pyriculariaceae. The coding region runs from base 1 to 207 and encodes 68 amino acids. The transcript has a single exon.
AUGCGUUUCCUGACUGCAAUCACCAUUUUCGCCAUGGCUCAGGUCGGUUUGGCGUACGACUAUGGGACAUGCAUAGGGAUGCGUAUGGUGGGUAAGAGGACAGUUGGUCACAAGGCUGCUACAGUCCAGCUUCAGCUUGCCGACGCUGCGUGCAAAAACAGUCAGGAUACCGCGAUUGCAAUAGGAUAUCCCGUGCAGAACAGUUAG